AUGGUCGCUCACAUAAGCUCAAAAAAGCCCGCAAGCGUGGGAUGCACCCACUUGUACGACUGCACUCCAGCCUUGUCUUACACUCCUCCGAUCACCACCAGAGCCAGAAUAGAGGCUUAUUUUCGGUCGACCAGCACACCGGCUGAACAAGCGAAUGCAUGUAAAUGCGGCCUGCUCGGGUUGAUGGUUAAUCCAGCCGAUUGCCUCCUAAGGUAUUUGGUCUACGGUGCCGGCUUCUCGGAUCCGGGUAUCGUGGGAAGAUGUGCCCAACGGGCGCUUAUCAUCAUGGACCCCAUGCGCGGUUCCAGCAUCAUCACAAUCACGUUAAAGAAGGACAAGUUUGCUGACUUUUCUUGCUGGUAUCCUGCUGCAUCUGCUGUUGCAUCGCACCAGCAUGGCACGAACAAGCUGAUCUCACCUUGCUCACCCACCUACUCCGUAGUCCCAGUGGCCCCCGAAGCCCCCCUCCCCCCUGCUCUCAUCGAGGCGGGUAUUGUGCGCAACGUCGCAUCUUGCCGCCCCCAUUGGCUCAUCCGCACGGGGGCCGACCAAUUGAACGGCCCCUCUCGAACUCGGCGCUUAGCAUCCCUCAUCACCUCCGCUCCUCAUUGGACCUCCCCGUUCUCAGCGGCCCUUUCAACCCCCAUUGCCCUGAGCUUACCCGGCCACCCGCCCGCCUGGCCCCCUCUUUGGAUAGCGACGAAGACGACAGCAAAGCUCGAAUCCCGCAAGUCUGAUCGCGAGCUUCUUCUCAUUGCGUUCGAGUGCUGGGAAUACAAGGAACUCACUUUAAACCCCCAAAAGUCUUGGCACAGAGAGGCACAGAGAGGGGAGAGAGUUACAACCCAACGACUUCAUUAA
Messenger RNA from Colletotrichum lupini, 861 nucleotides. RefSeq lists its product as uncharacterized. NCBI's taxonomy places the organism in Eukaryota, Fungi, Ascomycota, Sordariomycetes, Glomerellales, Glomerellaceae. Bases 1 to 861 code for a protein of 286 amino acids. The transcript is spliced from 8 exons. The record is from RefSeq and is a predicted model, not a curated record.